Messenger RNA from Pistacia vera, 2451 nucleotides. RefSeq names its product TORTIFOLIA1-like protein 3. NCBI's taxonomy places the organism in Eukaryota, Viridiplantae, Streptophyta, Magnoliopsida, Sapindales, Anacardiaceae. The record is from RefSeq and is a predicted model, not a curated record. Bases 160 to 1998 code for a protein of 612 amino acids. Gene Ontology annotation, cellular component: microtubule. The transcript has 5 exons. Gene Ontology annotation, molecular function: microtubule binding.
AACUUUUAAAAAGCGCACACACAAAUUACUCAAAACACAACUGUCCUUCUUUCACUGACACUCACCACCGCCAAAUGUUACCAGCGGUUCCUGAGAUCCCGGCGGCACCACCUCCUCUUCCCCGAAGCUUCUAAAAAGUUACAUUCACCACAAACCGAAAUGGCUCAACCUCUCAAGCUCAAAGUGUACGGUUUACUGACAAAACUCUCCGACCGUGACACGUAUUCACAAGCGGCAACCGAACUGGACUCAAUAGCCUCCACGUUGGACACGGUUCUGCUCCCGACAUUUCUCUCCUGCAUUCUUUCUACGAAUUCCUCCGAUAAACCGGGAGUCAGAAAAGAAUGCAUCCAUGUCAUCGCCACUCUGUCGUCGUCCCACAAUCUUUCGCCUUACGUCACCAAGAUCGUCAACAAUUUCACACGCAAUUUCCGUGACAAGAAUUCCUCCAUCCAGGCCACGUGCAUAAGCACAAUUUCGUCUCUCUCGUCACGUGUCAGUGCGUCGGCAUUCGUCACUAUUUUGAAGUUGCUGUCCGACGCGCUUUUCACGGAGCAGGAUAUGAACGCGCAGGUCGGUGCGGCACUGUGCCUUGCGGCGGCUAUCGAUGCGGCGCCGGAUCCAGAGGCGGGGAGGCUGGAGAGGAUGUUGGCGAGAUUGGAGAGGUUGGUGAAGAAUGAAGGGUUCAAGGCCAAGGCGGCAGCUUUGGUGGUGGUUGGGAGUGUUAUCGGAUCUGGUGCGGCUGGCGGGGAGGGGCUGAAGGGGCUGGUGAGCUGUUUGCUUGGGUUUUUGAGUAGUGAUGACUGGGCGGCGAGAAAAGCGGCAGCGGAGGCGCUGUGGAGGUUGGCGGCGGUGGAGAAGGAUUCGGUGGCAGAGUUUAAGGCCAAUUGCUUGAAAGUUUUUGAGAGUAGGAGAUUUGAUAAGGUAAAGGCUGUUAGGGAGGUUAUGAAUCAGAUGAUAGAGGCAUGGAAACAAGUUCCAGAUAUAUCGGAGCAGGUGUCUCCGCCACUGCAAUCGCAUUGUUCAUCUAAAGAAAAUUCAAGUGAUGGAAGAUAUCCAGCCGGGUCCAAGAAUUUCACCGCAGGUCUUGAGUUGAAGAGGAAAUCGAUUCCAGCUGGCAAGUCAACUCCACCUGAUAGUUCAUUUGCAACCACUACCAGGAAGAGAGGUCCCUUGAAGAAAACAAGUCCGGCAAUCUUCCAAAAGCUGGAGCAUAAAAAACCUUCCAACUGGAAAGUCGAUAUUUCUGUUCCGGGUUCUGCUUCUUUGACGGAUGCUCAUGAGGAUGAUGUCAAGGAGAGAGAUGGGAACAUCUCAGAAAGAAGGAACAAUGAGAAUGCUAGGCUUCCAAAGCCUGAUACAAGACGUGGCCUUUUCAAUAAGAGUUCUGAUGACAAGGUGCAAAAAUUUGGAGGGUUGAGGUCUGGAUCUCGGGUGGCUCCAUAUCAUGAGGAGAGCCAUGAAGAUACUGUUGUAGUAAGUAAUAACUGCGAGAAUCUACACACGAAUCAUAAAGACUGUGAAGAUUUAUCUUUGAUCCGCAAUCAACUUGUUCAGAUUGAAAAACAGCAGUCCAGUCUGCUAGAUCUCCUUCAGAGAUUCAUUGGUAGCACACAAAAUGGGAUGAACUCUUUGGAGACACGUGUUCAUGGCCUUGAGCUGGCACUGGAUGAGAUAUCGUAUGACUUGGCUGUAUCAACUGGAAGGAUGACCAAAACUGGCUCCCAGGGAAUCACAUGUUGUAUGCUACCAGGUGCAGAUUUUUUAAGCUCCAAAUUCUGGAGGAAGACAGAAGGCCGAAGUUCAACCUCAAGAUUUACUACUCCUGGUGGCACCUUAUCGAGUGCCAUGCGUCACAGAACUGAUAUUAAUGGCAAUUCUGAAAUGCUUAAGUUGCAGAAUCAUGGGUUGAGGUAUCAGGGUGGUGGAUUCAUUGUGAAUCCACUAGCAGAAAUUUGCGCCGACUCAAGGGGUGUAUCAGAGGUGGCACAUCAGUAACUAGUGGAAUCUGUAGCAGGUGCAAAGCUGGGAGGUCAUGAAGAAAUCAUUAGACGCGUGAUAGUAGGUGAAGAUGAUUCUAUGUCAGAGGCCCAUUACUGGACAUGGAUACAGAAUUUUCUUUUUCUUUUUUACUUAACCAUGAAAGUAGUCCCCUCAGUCAGCACUCGGGGGACCAAGAAAAAAGCAUAUUUAUUGAAUAAUUCUUGAAUUAGAUUAGCAUUCUUUUUUUACUUAUUUUGCAAGUAUAUUGAAAACGGAAAGAAGAGACUUCACUUUACACCAAAUGUUUCCACCAGGCCGCCACCACCAUAUUAAAGUGUGAGAUGUGUAUAGAUUAGGGCAGCCUUUAUCUCCUCCCAUUGAUGGUUACCAAGUCAUUUUCUUUUGUUGUUCUUGCUUUGGAUAUUACUUGAUAUGAAUUGAAAGUGAUGAUCGUGAUUAAUGAUAAUA